CCUCCCUCCUUCGGCAUUAAAACAAACACCUUAAACACAAUUCGCUAAACCCACCUUCCUUGUCUCUUCUUCUUCAGUCAAUCUUCCAUCUUCACUGAGUUUUUACACAUCAUCAUCAAUGGCGGACGAAGUCAUUCUCUUGGACUUCUGGGUUAGCCCUUUUGCGACGAGGGUGAAAAUAGCCUUGGCUGAGAAAGGGGUAGAGUAUGAGUCCAGAGAAGAGGACCUGAGCAACAAGAGUCCACUGUUCUUGAAGAUGAACCCUGUUCACAAGCAAGUCCCAGUGUUGAUCCACAACGGCAAACCGGUGUGCGAGUCACUCAUCAUUGUUCAGUACAUCGAUGAAGUAUGGAACCACAAAUCUCCAUUGUUGCCUUGUGAUCCUCACCAGCGAGCUCAAGCCAGGUUCUGGGCUGAUUUUGUUGACAAGAAGAUAUGUAGUGUUUCGAAGUUGAUGUGGUCAUCCACAGGUGAAGCCCAAGAAGCAGCAAAGAAUGACCUCAUUGGGUGCUUGAAGCUGUUGGAAGGAGAGCUUGGAGACGAGCCUUAUUUUGGGGGUGACACCUUUGGCUUUGUGGAUGUGGCACUGAUCCCAUUUUACAACGCUUUCUAUACAAUUGAGCAGCUUGGCAACUUCAGGAUUGUGGCAGAGUGCCCUAAACUUGUUGCUUGGGGUCAUAGGUGUAUGAAAAAGGAGAGUGUGUCCAAGUCACUUCCUGACCAACACAAGCUCUAUGACUUCUUAUUGGGGAGCAAAAAGAAACUUGAGGCUAAGUAGAUCUGGAUGUUGUGUUUGCUCAUGGGAAUGUUCUGUUUAUGUUAUACUUGAAUAACAAAAAUAUUGGGGGUUUUAAUUUUGGAGCUUGGAGCUUUAAAAGAGCUUUAAUUGUGGGACUCACCAUAUGAUGUGAUUUUAUGCUUUCUUCUUUUUUGUGUUUCUUUUUUUUGUUUUUUGAGUUUUUUUUUUUGGUCUAUAUGCCACAUUACUAGAACUCAUAUUAGAGUUUUAAUUUUAGAGUUAAUCACUUUCCUUUGAAUAAAAAUAGAUACUUUUUGUUGUUUUAAUUGAAAAAA
Messenger RNA from Camellia sinensis, 1074 nucleotides. NCBI's taxonomy places the organism in Eukaryota, Viridiplantae, Streptophyta, Magnoliopsida, Ericales, Theaceae. The record is from RefSeq and is a predicted model, not a curated record.